Messenger RNA from Thamnophis sirtalis, 1540 nucleotides. RefSeq names its product TIMP metallopeptidase inhibitor 4 (gene TIMP4). NCBI's taxonomy places the organism in Eukaryota, Metazoa, Chordata, Lepidosauria, Squamata, Natricidae. Gene Ontology annotation, molecular function: protease binding; metalloendopeptidase inhibitor activity. The record is from RefSeq and is a predicted model, not a curated record. Gene Ontology annotation, biological process: negative regulation of membrane protein ectodomain proteolysis; negative regulation of endopeptidase activity. Gene Ontology annotation, cellular component: extracellular matrix.
UACAAUCAUAAUAAAUAUGGCAGAAAUCUUGCCAUUCACAAAUGAUAGUCUGUAUAAUCAGCAUAAUGGUGUGAUGAAAAAUAUAUAGACAGCAAAAGAUUACAAACUAGAACUGAACUCUAUAAAUUGUAAGUCGCCCUGAGUCCCCUCAGGGAAAAGGGCGGCCUAUAAAUAAUAAUAAACUAAACUAAAACUGAAAAUAAGCCACACUGUUUACUCAGAUAACGUAUGAAAUGGAAAAUCUGAUUUACAGUAUACCCACACAGGUGCAAUUUGCUAAAUAUCCCAGAAUUGAAUAUUGUUCUAAAGUGCUUUCCCAACCAUUGCUGACAAUGACUUAUAAUAAUUAAAGUACAUUUCUUCUGAUAUAAGAAAUCUCUCAUGUUUCACCAAUAAUAUGGCUUUUUGGCUUAAAGAAAGGAAAAACAGUUCCCAUGUCAGGAACCUUAAAAGUUACUUAAGAUAAAUAUAUUUUCAGAAUGGAGUGCCAGAGGAUUUCUGUGCCCAAUAGAAAUUGGGCACAGAAAUUAAAUUGCUGCUUGCUCUAAGAGGAAAUUGGAUCGUCAUUAGCAAAUUUAGGAGGGGGAUAUAUAUUAAACAGCGAAAGAACAUUUUCUUCAAGCUGGCCAGUCAUCCAGGUGUGUUUCAAGCAGCAUGACUCCUCUACUCAAUUCCUUGCUAUUUCCACCACUGCUCCUUCUAACCCUCAGUAUUCAGGAUCUGACUGAAGCUUGCAACUGUCGCCCAGCUCAUCCACAGGAAGAAAUAUGUGAGUCUAAUAUUGUGAUUCUUGCAAACAUACUGAGUAAAACAGUGGUUAAAGAUUCACCUUCUUCUGAAGAAAUGAUCCAGUAUGAAAUCAAGCAAACAAAGAUGUUUAAAGGUUUUGAAAUGGUGAAAGAGGUCAAGUAUGUUUUUACAGCUAUUUCAUCAGCAGCCUGCGGGGUAGAUUUAGAAGUCGGAAUGAAGCAGAAACAGUAUCUUAUUUCAGGUAAUUUGUCAAAUAAUGGAAUGCUUAUACUUUAUUUAUGCGAUUUUAUUAAAAAAUGGCAUGAAGUUACCGAUUCUCAAAAGAUAAAUCUAAAAAACAACUAUCAAAAGGGCUGUGACUGUACAAUUACUCACUGCCGUACAGAACCUUGUUCCACCACAAAACCCCAUGAAUGCCUAUGGACGGAUUGGCUGAAAGAGAAGAAGAACUGUGGACAUCAAGCAGAUAAUUCUGCCUGUUUCAAGGGCAGUGAAGGAACUUGCAGUUGGCACAAUGCUCUUCCUUAGUGAAAUACUUAGCUGAUAUCAGUGAACCAUAAAUAAUAUAAAUAAUAUAAAUUUUGGGAGAAACAGGAUGUUUAUUCCAUGUUGCCUGCUUAAUGAUCUUUUGAACUUCCAAUAAUUGUCUCUUCCUUAGAAUCAAAAGCAAAUUGUGCAGUAUAAUUAAAACACAGAAUACAUAGAAUUGGCAUCCAGAUUAAUAUAAAAAUGACAUUCCUGGCAGUAUUUGCUUUCAACAGUUAUUUCAGUAAAUUUGUAUGGAAACAUC